AGUUCCCUGGCAAGCAGCGGUGUUCUGCUUCUGCUGGUCACAAGCGCUGCGGUGGCGAGAGCCGCGGGCCGCCCGAGGCUCCGCUGCUGGCACAGCCCCCCGGUCUAACGCAGAGAGAAGCAGCUGCUCCAGAGCACACCAGAAUUAAAUAACUAGCCAGACAGAAGAGGUCAGAAGAGGUCUGGAGCUCCAUACUUGGGUUUGGUUCAUCCCACGGUCGGAAAUCAGGACUUCACUGUGUAGGCAUCUAUGACAAACACGAACCACCAGCGAAUUUAGAAAGGUCACCCAGGCAAAGAAGAGGCCCUGUGCCUGAGAAUGGAAGGCUCUCUAGACCCUUAACACCUUCAUGAAUAGCACCUCAACCGUCAAAGCGAGAAAGGAGCAAAGACAUCGUAAGAUGUUCAACUGGAGCACAAACUCAUCAGAAAACAACUGCUCUCACAGCACAAUAAUAACUAAGAAAGCCAUUCCACUGGUUUACUGUUUAAUUUUCAUAGUAGGACUCUUGCUGAACAGUGUGGCAGCAUGGAUCUUCCUGUUCGUUUCCAGCAAGAGCAGCUUCAUCGUCUAUCUCAAAAACAUCGUUGUUGCCGAUCUUCUAAUGAGCCUGACAUUUCCUUUCAAAAUUCUAGCCGAUUCGGAAAUUGCACCUCCGCAGCUCAACAUUUUUGUGUGCCGAUACUCUGCUGUUGUUUUUUAUAUAAACAUGUAUAUUGGAAUAACAUUUUUUGGCCUCAUAGGUUUUGACAGAUACUACAAAAUUGUAAAGCCUUUAUUUACCUCUGUUGUUCACUCAGUUAACUAUAGUAAGGUUCUCUCUGUAAUCAUAUGGCUAAUAUUAAUGUUUUUAUCACUUCCAAAUAUGAUUUUAACUAACGAAAUCACUGAAGCAAAUUAUUCUAGAAAAUGUAUAGGUCUUAAAAGUGAGCUUGGCAAACAGUGGCAUGAGGUGUCGAGCUAUAUUUGCAUUGGGAUUUUCUGGAUUGUGUUUCUUCUGUUAAUCAUUUUUUACACCUCAAUAUCAAAAAAGAUAUAUAGCUCCUAUAAAAAGUUCAGAAAGAAUUCAGACAUGACGAAGAAGAAGACCAGUCGUAAUAUAUUCAGUAUCAUGUUUGUAUUUGUCAUUUGCUUUGUGCCAUACCACCUCUGCAGAAUACCAUACACUCUAAGCCAAACUAGCUCCCAGUUCAACUGCCAGUCAACAAAAGCUCUGUACUAUGCAAAGGAGUUUACUCUCAUCUUAUCUGCUGCAAACGUGUGUCUCGAUCCCAUUAUUUAUUUUUUCCUCUGCCUGCCCUUUAGAGAAAAGCUGUAUCAAAAACUGCAUCGCAGGCUGAAAACUUCAGAGUCACGGAGCUCCAGGCUGUGGUUUGCAGAAAGGAUUAUCCAACAGACCCAGUAAUCGAACUGAUCUGCUUUCGUCUCGUACGGAGCCAGGCACGAGCUCCCACAAAGAGGAACGAAGCCGCCCGAGGGGCUGGGAGCAGCGGACCGUCCAUCUCCCCCGGAGCAGGCUCCGCCGAGGCGGCACCACAAAGUGCAGCACGAGCCUGUCGGAUUCGGCCUCCGCCAGCCAAAGGAGGAGCACCGAGACCCCGAGGGUCUCUCGCAUAUCUGCCUGUGUCUUUGUACAAAGCAAAGCGCCUGAGACAAAGCACAGCUCAAUUCCAACAGGCGCAAAAAAGGAAUGAAAGAGAACUUAAAAAUCUGCACAGUGCCUGAAAAACCUUUCGCAGCAUUUAUAAAGCUAUAUUGGUUUCCGUAAGGAAAAUACCCUAUACAGUUAAGCAAUUAAACAAUAUGAAUCUAUUUGUAACCCCCAGAACUCCCAAGCAGAAAGGAAAAAAAAAGAAAAAAAGAAAAAAGAGAGAGAGAGUUUGUAUAAAAUACUGUGCUCAGUAUAUGGAAGUGUUUUAAGAGGAAUCACCUCACAAGCUAAGAAGCACGGUUAUAUUGUACUGUAUUCCUCAGGAUUUUCCCAGAUAGCAGGGUGUACACCAAGAGUGUUUAUACCAAACUGAGACUGUAAUAACUCUUUUUGUCGCUGCAGACAGAGGUAAGAACAUUAAGGAGUAGUUUGAAAGCAAACACACGUAGCUGUCUAGAAACUGUGGGAUAUAU
This is a messenger RNA of Rhea pennata, 2124 nucleotides long. RefSeq names its product purinergic receptor P2Y14 (gene P2RY14). Gene Ontology annotation, biological process: G protein-coupled receptor signaling pathway. Bases 350 to 1405 code for a protein of 351 amino acids. The record is from RefSeq and is a predicted model, not a curated record. Gene Ontology annotation, molecular function: G protein-coupled purinergic nucleotide receptor activity. The transcript is spliced from 6 exons. NCBI's taxonomy places the organism in Eukaryota, Metazoa, Chordata, Aves, Rheiformes, Rheidae. Gene Ontology annotation, cellular component: membrane.